Molecule: messenger RNA, 6564 nt
Organism: Odocoileus virginianus texanus
Lineage: Eukaryota; Metazoa; Chordata; Mammalia; Artiodactyla; Cervidae
Source: RefSeq, a predicted model, not a curated record
GGGCUGCAGCCGGGCCAGCGGGUCCUCUACAAGCAGUCGAUCGCGCAGCGCGCAAGGACCAUGGCGCUGUACAACCCCAUCCCGGUCAAGCAGAACUGCUUCACCGUCAACCGCUCGCUCUUCGUCUUCAGCGAGGACAACGUCGUCCGCAAAUACGCCAAGCGCAUCACCGAGUGGCCUCCGUUCGAGUACAUGAUUCUGGCCACCAUCAUCGCCAACUGCAUCGUGCUGGCGCUGGAGCAGCACCUUCCAGACGGAGACAAGACGCCCAUGUCCGAGCGGCUGGAUGACACAGAGCCCUACUUCAUCGGCAUCUUCUGCUUCGAGGCUGGGAUCAAGAUCAUCGCGCUGGGCUUUGUCCUUCACAAGGGCUCCUACCUUCGGAAUGGCUGGAAUGUCAUGGACUUCGUGGUGGUCCUUACGGGGAUCCUCGCCACAGCUGGCACUGACUUUGACCUGCGAACGCUGCGGGCUGUGCGUGUGCUGAGGCCCCUGAAGCUGGUGUCUGGGAUUCCAAGUUUGCAGGUGGUGCUCAAGUCCAUCAUGAAGGCCAUGGUUCCACUCCUGCAGAUUGGGCUGCUUCUCUUUUUCGCCAUCCUCAUGUUCGCCAUCAUUGGCCUCGAGUUCUACAUGGGCAAAUUCCACAAGGCUUGUUUCCCCAACAGCACAGAUGCAGAUCCGGUAGGUGACUUCCCGUGUGGCAGGGAAGCCCCAGCUCGGCUGUGUGAGGGCGACACUGAGUGCCGGGAGUACUGGGCCGGACCCAACUUCGGCAUCACCAACUUCGACAACAUCCUGUUCGCCAUCCUGACGGUGUUCCAGUGCAUCACCAUGGAGGGCUGGACCGACAUCCUCUACAACACCAAUGAUGCGGCCGGCAACACCUGGAACUGGCUCUACUUCCUGCCCCUGAUUAUCAUCGGCUCCUUCUUCAUGCUCAACCUGGUGCUGGGCGUGCUCUCAGGAGAGUUUGCCAAGGAGCGUGAGCGGGUGGAGAACCGCCGGGCCUUUCUGAAGCUCCGCCGGCAGCAGCAGAUCGAGCGGGAGCUCAACGGGUACCUGGAGUGGAUCUUCAAGGCCGAGGAGGUCAUGCUGGCCGAGGAGGACAAGAACGCGGAAGAGAAGUCCCCUCUGGAUGUGUUGAAGAGAGCAGCCACCAAGAAGAGCCGAAACGACCUGAUCCACGCGGAGGAGGGAGAGGACCGCUUUGUAGACCUCUGUGCUGUGGGGUCCCCCUUCGCUCGAGCCAGCCUCAAGAGUGGGAAGACGGACAGCUCGUCAUACUUCCGCAGGAAGGAGAAGAUGUUCCGGUUCUUCAUCCGGCGCCUGGUGAAGGCCCAGAGCUUCUACUGGGUGGUGCUGUGCGUGGUGGCCCUGAACACACUGUGCGUGGCCAUGGUGCACUACCACCAGCCGCAGCGGCUCACCACGGCGCUGUACUUUGCAGAGUUUGUUUUCCUGGGUCUCUUCCUCACAGAGAUGUCCCUGAAGAUGUAUGGCCUGGGGCCCAGGAGCUACUUCCGGUCCUCCUUCAACUGCUUCGAUUUUGGGGUCAUUGUGGGGAGCAUUUUCGAGGUGGUCUGGGCGGCCAUCAAGCCAGGAACCUCCUUCGGCAUCAGUGUGCUGCGGGCGCUGCGGCUGCUGAGAAUCUUCAAAGUCACAAAGUACUGGAGCUCCCUGCGGAACCUGGUGGUGUCCCUGCUCAACUCCAUGAAGUCCAUCAUCAGCCUGCUCUUCCUUCUCUUCCUCUUCAUCGUGGUCUUCGCUCUGCUGGGCAUGCAGCUCUUUGGGGGGCAGUUCAACUUCCAGGAUGAGACUCCGACAACCAACUUUGACACCUUCCCUGCUGCCAUCCUCACUGUCUUCCAGAUCCUGACCGGGGAGGACUGGAACGCGGUGAUGUACCAUGGGAUCGAAUCGCAAGGUGGAGUUAGCAAGGGCAUGUUCUCGUCCGUGUACUUCAUCGUCCUGACGCUGUUUGGGAACUAUACCCUGCUGAACGUCUUCCUGGCCAUCGCCGUGGACAACCUUGCCAAUGCUCAGGAGCUGACCAAGGACGAAGAGGAGAUGGAAGAAGCAGCCAAUCAGAAGCUUGCUCUGCAAAAGGCCAAAGAAGUGGCUGAAGUCAGCCCCAUGUCUGCUGCGAACAUCUCCAUUGCCGCCAGGCAGCAGAACUCGGCCAAGGCGCGCUCGGUGUGGGAGCAGCGGGCCAGCCAGCUGCGGCUGCAGAACCUGCGGGCCAGCUGUGAAGCGCUGUAUAGCGAGAUGGACCCUGAGGAGCGGCUGCGCUUCGCCACUUCCCGCCACCUGCGGCCCGACAUGAAGACGCACCUGGACCGGCCGCUUGUGGUGGAGCCAGGCCGGGAUGGCGCGCGGGGGCCCGCGGGGGGCAAGGUCCGGCCCGAGGGCGGGGAGGCCGGCGAGGGCGGAGGGCGGGGACCCGGGGGCCCGGGAGGAGCGGGCAACGGCCCCCGGGAGGCUGAGAGCGGGGAGGAGCCCGCCCGGCGGCACCGAGCGCGACACAAGGCGCCACCCGCACACGAGGAGGCGGAGAAGGAGGCCGAGGCGGAGGACAGGGACAGGGACAAGGAGCCCCGGAACCACCAGCCCAGGGAGUCGCACUGUGACCUGGAGGCCACUGUGGUAAUUGGUGUGGGCCCUGUGCAUGCCCUGCCCAGCACUUGUCUAGAGAAGGUGGAAGAACAGCCAGAGGAUGCAGACAAUCAGCGGAAUGUUACUCGUAUGGGCAGUCAGCCCUCGGAUCUGAGCACCACUGUGCAUAUUCCAGUGACGCUGACCGGGCCUCCCGGGGAGACCACGGUUACUCCCAGUGGUAAUGUGGAUCUGGAAAGCCAAGCAGAAGGAAAGAAGGAGGUGGAAGCUGAUGAUGUGAUGAGGAGCGGCCCCCGACCCAUUGUCCCGUACAGCUCCAUGUUCUGCUUAAGCCCCACCAACCUGCUCCGCCGCUUCUGCCACUACAUUGUGACCAUGCGGUACUUCGAGAUGGUCAUUCUUGUGGUCAUUGCCCUGAGUAGCAUUGCCCUGGCCGCUGAGGACCCUGUGCAGACAGACUCGCCCAGGAACAACGUGCUGAAGUACAUGGACUACAUCUUCACGGGUGUCUUCACCUUUGAGAUGGUGAUAAAGAUGAUCGAUUUGGGACUGCUGCUGCACCCUGGUGCCUACUUCCGGGAUCUGUGGAACAUUCUGGACUUCAUUGUGGUCAGUGGGGCCCUGGUGGCGUUUGCCUUCUCAGGCUCCAAAGGGAAAGACAUCAGCACCAUCAAGUCCCUGAGGGUCCUGCGUGUGCUGAGGCCGCUCAAGACCAUCAAGCGGCUGCCCAAACUCAAAGCUGUGUUUGACUGUGUGGUGAACUCCCUGAAGAACGUCCUCAACAUCCUGAUCGUCUACAUGCUCUUCAUGUUCAUAUUUGCUGUCAUCGCGGUGCAGCUCUUCAAGGGGAAGUUUUUCUACUGCACCGAUGAGUCCAAGGAGCUGGAGCGGGACUGCAGGGGCCAGUAUUUGGACUAUGAGAAGGAGGAGGUGGAAGCUCAGCCACGGCAGUGGAAGAAAUACGACUUCCACUACGACAACGUGCUCUGGGCCCUGCUGACUCUGUUCACUGUGUCCACGGGUGAAGGGUGGCCCAUGGUGCUGAAACACUCAGUGGAUGCCACCUACGAGGAGCAGGGCCCAAGCCCUGGGUACCGCAUGGAACUGUCCAUUUUCUACGUGGUCUACUUCGUGGUCUUCCCCUUCUUCUUUGUGAACAUCUUUGUGGCCUUGAUCAUCAUCACCUUCCAGGAGCAGGGGGACAAGGUCAUGUCUGAGUGCAGCUUGGAGAAGAACGAGAGGGCUUGUAUCGACUUCGCCAUUAGCGCCAAACCGCUGACGCGGUACAUGCCCCAGAACAAGCAGUCGUUCCAGUACAAGACGUGGACGUUCGUGGUCUCACCACCCUUUGAGUAUUUCAUCAUGGCCAUGAUAGCCCUCAACACAGUGGUGCUGAUGAUGAAGUUCUAUGAUGCACCCUACGAGUAUGAGCUGAUGCUGAAGUGUCUGAACAUCGUGUUCACAUCCAUGUUCUCCAUGGAGUGCGUACUCAAGAUCAUCGCCUUUGGAGUGCUGAACUAUUUCAGAGACGCCUGGAAUGUCUUUGACUUUGUCACUGUGUUGGGAAGUAUUACUGAUAUUUUAGUAACAGAGAUUGCGAACAACUUCAUCAACCUUAGCUUCCUCCGCCUCUUCCGUGCUGCCAGACUCAUCAAGCUGCUCCGCCAAGGCUACACCAUCCGCAUCCUGCUCUGGACCUUCGUCCAGUCCUUCAAGGCCCUGCCCUAUGUGUGCCUGCUCAUCGCCAUGCUGUUCUUCAUCUACGCCAUCAUCGGCAUGCAGGUGUUUGGAAACAUCGCUCUGGAUGAUGACACCAGCAUCAACCGUCACAAUAACUUUCGGACGUUUCUGCAAGCCCUGAUGCUGCUCUUCAGGAGUGCCACCGGGGAGGCCUGGCAUGAGAUCAUGCUGUCCUGCCUCAGCAGCCGGGCCUGCGACGAGCUCGCCAAUGCCACGGAGUGUGGGAGUGACUUCGCCUACUUCUACUUUGUCUCCUUCAUCUUCCUUUGCUCCUUUCUGAUGUUGAACCUCUUUGUGGCUGUGAUCAUGGACAAUUUUGAGUACCUUACGCGGGACUCUUCCAUCCUAGGGCCUCACCACCUGGACGAAUUCAUCCGGGUCUGGGCUGAGUACGACCCGGCUGCGUGUGGGCGCAUCAGUUACAAUGACAUGUUUGAGAUGCUGAAACACAUGUCCCCGCCCCUGGGGCUGGGGAAGAAAUGCCCUGCUCGCGUUGCAUACAAGCGCCUGGUUCGUAUGAACAUGCCCAUCUCCAAUGACGACAUGACCGUCCACUUCACAUCCACGCUGAUGGCCCUCAUCCGGACGGCACUGGAGAUCAAGCUGGCUCCAGCUGGCACGAAGCAGCAUCAGUGCGACGCAGAGCUAAGGAAGGAGAUCUCCUCCGUGUGGGCCAACCUGCCCCAGAAGACCCUGGACUUACUGGUGCCUCCCCAUAAACCCGACGAGAUGACGGUGGGGAAGGUGUACGCAGCUCUGAUGAUAUUCGACUUCUACAAACAGAACAAAACCACCAGAGACCAGAUUCACCAAGCUCCCGGAGGCCUGGCCCAGAUGGGCCCCGUGUCCCUGUUCCACCCCCUGAAGGCCACGCUGGAGCAGACUCAGCCGGCUGUGCUCCGAGGAGCCCGCGUUUUCCUUCGGCAGAAGAGCUCAGCCUCCCUCAGCAACGGUGGGGCAGUACAAACCCAAGAGGGCGGCAUCAAGGAGUCUGUCUCCUGGGGCACUCAGAGGACCCAGGAGGUACCCUGUGAGGUGAGGACACCCCUGGAGCGUGGCCACUCCACAGAGAUCCCGGUGGUGCAGACAGGAAAACCGGCUGUGGACGUCCAGAUGCAGAGCAUGGCCCUGAGAGGCCCUGACGGGGAGCCCCAACCCGGGCUGGAGAGCCAGGGCCGAGCGGCCUCCAUGCCUCGCCUGGCAGCAGAGACUCAGCCACCCCCAGAUGCCAGCCCCAUGAAGCGCUCCAUCUCCACACUGGCACCCCAGAGGCCCCAUGUGGCUCAUCUCUGCAACGUGGCCCUGGACCGCGCUCCAGCCAGCCAGGCUGCCCCCCACCACCACCACCGCUGCCAUCGCCGCAGGGACCGGAAGCAGAAGUCCCUGGAGAAGGGGCCCAGCCUGUCUGCAGAUACAGAUGGUGCACCCUAUAGCACCGCGGGGCCGGGGCCCCCGCCGCCCCCAGGGGAUGGGGCAGCAGGCUGCCGACGGGAGCGCAGGCAGGAGCGGGGCCGGUCCCAGGAACGAAGGCAGCCCUCCUCCUCCUCCUCUGAGAAGCAGCGCUUCUACUCCUGCGACCGCUUUGGAGGCCGUGAGCCCCCACAGCCCAAGCCCUCUCUCAGCAGCCAUCCGACAUCGCCCACGGCUGGGCAGGAGCCAGGACCCCCGAGACAGGGUAGUGGCUCCGUGAACGGGAGCCCCCUGCUGUCAACAUCUGGUGCUAGCACCCCGGGCCGCGGCGGGCGGAGGCAGCUCCCCCAGACCCCGCUGACGCCCCGUCCCAGCAUCACCUAUAAAACAGCCAACUCCUCGCCUGUCCACUUUGCCGGGGCUCAGACCAGCCUCCCUGCCUUUUCCCCCGGCCGGCUUAGCCGUGGCCUUUCAGAACACAACGCCCUGCUCCAGAGAGACCCCCUCAGCCAGCCCCUGGCCCCCAGCUCUCGGAUUGGCUCUGACCCUUACCUGGGGCAGCGUCUGGACAGCGAGGCCGCAGCCCGCACCCAGCCUGAGGACACGCUCACCUUCGAGGAGGCUGUGGCCACCAACUCGGGCCGCUCCUCCCGGACUUCUUACGUGUCUUCCCUGACCUCCCAGUCCCACCCCCUCCGCCGGGUGCCCAAUGGCUACCACUGCACUCUGGGGCUCAGCUCGGGCGGGGGCGGCCGGGGGCGGCACAGCUACCACCACCCCGACCAAGACCACUGGUGCUAG